This is a messenger RNA of Parnassius apollo (apollo), 909 nucleotides long. The record is from the annotation of a GenBank genome assembly. NCBI's taxonomy places the organism in Eukaryota, Metazoa, Arthropoda, Insecta, Lepidoptera, Papilionidae.
AUGCCACGUCAAUCACUCUACACUCCUGAAGAAGUUCAUGAGGCUUUAAAAGAUAAAAACUUUAUGGAUGAUGGAAAGUAUUUGGAAAGAAACCAUCACAUUUGGACAGAAGCACGUGAUUUGCUUCCAAAAAUGACUGUUGACUAUUUAUGGAUUUACAUUACAAAAAAUCGUAACGAUGUCUCUUCGAGAAUUCACAAUGUACCUAAAUUGAAAGUAAAAAAUAAAAAAAAAGUUUGUAAUAUUUCCAACUGGUCGAUGAAUGACAAUAAACAUGGUUUGGAGGAAUUAAAAGGGACAAUUCACUUCACUCUUAAACAAUGGAACCAAUUUGGAUUAAAUUUAAAAUUGUAUAAAGAUGGUCGAGAGUAUGAAGUUUUUGAACCCGGUUGGACGGACCUAAUUUAUCAAUCUUUAUGGGAAAAUUUUAAGAUACCUUGUCCUUUUAAAUUCCAAAGUGCAAAAAUAAAAAGAAAUACUGAGGAACAUUUUCUUAUGAUCAAAGGCACUUGCAUUGAAUGCCAAAAUAAUAUUAAUAUCUAUAGUGUAAAUGAGCCAAACGGUGAUGGUAUAGACAUUAUAGUGUCAACAUUCGAUGCAAAAAAUGUCCAACAUUAUAAGAAAAGACAACUACGUGGGAGAACACGUGAGAAAGUGGCUAAUAUUUUGAAAGGACAAUCGACAUAUAUGUAUCGACGUAAUGUUGCUAAUCAACGCAUGCAUUUUCAAGACCAGGAACCCGCCGAUUUGUUCAAUGAUUAUGUAUUAAGAAAAGCUAAACAACAGCAAAUCGACAAAGAGCUCUGUUUAGAACCCAACACCAACGAAGUAGUUGCAGUUAUGAGUUUAAAAAAAAUCCUAAAUACUGUGGAAGUAUUCGAGAGAUUGGAGCCGAUCGAUUAUACGUAA